Molecule: messenger RNA, 2202 nt
Organism: Betta splendens (Siamese fighting fish)
Lineage: Eukaryota; Metazoa; Chordata; Actinopteri; Anabantiformes; Osphronemidae
Product: N-acetyllactosaminide beta-1,3-N-acetylglucosaminyltransferase 2
Exons: 2
Coding region: 214-1617 (467 amino acids)
Cellular component (GO): membrane
Molecular function (GO): hexosyltransferase activity
Source: RefSeq, a predicted model, not a curated record
AGUGCUCUCAUUCUCAGCGAGUGUCAGGACGGAGCCUGAGCCGACUGUCUGGAUCACAUGUCUUCUUCUUGUCGGAGCAGGAGGCUUCGUUUUCUGCGCGUGGAGCUCCACGCUCGCCGUGAGCAGAGUGACUGACUUUUAACUAUACAAUGAAUCCUUCUGUGUACAUUGUGCAAACACUAACGCCGUCUGCAUGUGAUCCUUUGCAGCCAAAUGGCGAGGCUUUGCUGCUGCUGCUGCUGCUGCUGCCUCCGUCGCCGGCGCCUACGAAACGUGUUGAUCUGUCUGUGCAGCCCCUGCAUCUGCCUGGCCCUGUUCGUGGUUUAUGUUGGUGUGGUGGUGUAUAUAAGGACACAGCAGUUCAUAUCGUCUGGGGCUUUGAUGGAAGGAAGUGUGCAUAUAAUACAUUUUGUGGCCCCAGGAUCUUUAAGGAACGCAAACUUUGCCCCUCUGCCACAAAGCUUCUGGACCCUCGACCCGGCCCAAGGUGCCAUUUGGAAUCACCUGCAGUUACCCAUCGACCGCUACUUCAGCCCCAUACUGCACCCCAAACAACACAAACAGCCCGACAGCGAUAGCUCGGAAGUCCUACUGAAACAGAGUUUCUCUGCUGUCACCAACACGGACAGUCUGAGGAAGAACUUUAAACAAUUCCCGCAGCAGAUACAGGACUUUGUGAACCACAUGGAUAAACGAGACUAUCCAAACCUCAUCCAGCCAGAUGGGGUGUGUGGAGCAGGGGCAAGUGAUGAGACCGGCCCCCCUCUCCUUCUUCUGGCCAUCAAGACAACGGAGCUGAACUUUAGGAACCGGCAGGCCAUUCGUCAGACCUGGGGCCGGGCAGGCUGGGUCGCAGGACACAGGAGCAGCAGCGGGGGCUACGUCCGCAGGGUGUUCCUGCUGGGCAAAGGGAACCCCCAGGACCAGGGUGUGGACUCAUCAGAGUUACUGGAGCUAGAGAGCAAACACUAUGGAGACAUCCUUCAGUGGGACUUCAGAGACACUUUCUUCAACCUCACCUUGAAGGACAUCCACUUCUGGAGGUGGUUCUCGCUUCACUGCGGUCAGACUCAGUUUGUCUUCAAAGGAGACGAUGACGUCUUCGUCAACACCCCAAAAAUGCUAAGUUACCUCCAGGACCAGCUGAGGAAACCGGACGCCAACAAGGUCAUGGAGAACUUUAUGGUUGGAGAUGUCAUUGGUGCAGCCAUGCCAAGCCGAGCCAACAUGUCCAAGUACUUUAUCCCCGACACCUUCUUUAAGGGUCUGUAUCCUGCGUACGCGGGUGGAGGAGGGGUGGUGUACUCGGGCCCCUUGACCAAGCGCCUGCAUGACGUGUCCCAAAGGGUUCAUCUGUUCCCCAUCGACGACGUCUAUGUGGGGAUGCUAAUGGUCCGGCUCAACACCUCCCCCGUCCACCACCCCGCCUUCCUCACCUUUGGCUUCUCUGAGAAGGAGGAGAAGGAGCCGUGUUCGUACCACACCAUCCUGCUGGUGCACAAACGCAGCCCCAGCCAGGUGCUUCGGCUGUGGGACGACAUGAGGAAGACGCGGGACCAGUGUCGGAACGUGACGCUGAGGAAAGACACACAAGUUGUGACACAAAAAUUGGUUUAAAACCUAGUACAGUAACUGUACUAGUGUCUGUAACAAUGUGAAAUAAUUACAAUUAGUUGUCUUUUACGUAAAACUGUAUUUUUGUUAAGUCUUUGUUAUUUAUUAUACUAAGAAUAUAAUAAUAUAAUGUAAGCAGGUAAGACAACUAUGUAAUAAUAUAGUGUAACACUGUUCUGUUCUGUCUGUGUUCACUCCUUGUCUCUGCUGGUCUCGAUGUUCCUGCCUGUGCUGUCUGUGUCUUACGUCAUUAUUUCGAUCACAUGCACCUCUGUCCUGUGUAUUUAAGGUUCCCUCCCUCAUGAUUCAGUGUCACUUAGUCAUACGUCAUAUAUGUUAUGUGGCAGACGCACUGUCAUGGUUUGUGCUGUUUUAUGUUUUGUUAUUAUAUUUUGUUAUAUGUUCUACACCUGUCUGUAGUAGUUCAUUUACUCCUUCUGCUUAGCAGUGAUUUAAAGUCCCAGUCUUUACAUUGUGUUGGGAGCUUUGUCCUACUUUGCAAUAACUUUCAGUUAAAUAUUCUUUGUAUGUCUCUUGUGGUUUGUGUCAUUAAAUCAUUUAUGUUAAAUCAUUCAAGCCUAUUGUCAA